ACAUACCGAUUUAGUUCCGGACUACAACUCCCAGAGGUCUCCGCGACACAGUUUCCGCCUCCCACUGUUCUGUACGCUCCAUCCCUCCCUCCUUCCCACCUCCAAGUCGGUAGACUGACAGGAAAGAGCUGGGCCCGUCUUCCUCACGCGUGUGUUGUCCGACUCAGGGUUUUGGGGAGAUCUAUCUUUCCACUCUCGGGUUACCCCAAGGCCGAGGGCCUGUUUCUGCGGGCGCGUAUGAGAGAGAUUUACAGCCAAAAGCGACUUUAGAGAGCAUCUUAGUCCAGCCCUUAGAUCUAGGGAGACAGACCUGGAGAGCUUAAGGGUCUGGCCCAGGAGCACCCAACUGAUAAGCAGAGAUCGGACCUCUGCCCUCAGACCCAGUGUGGGUGUCCCUGUGGAUGAGCCACUUGCAGGAGCCCCGCGGGCGCCCAUCGCUGGCGGGGACGCCCGAUGCGCCUCGCGCGGCUCGCUGCCUUUCCGUCUCUUGCCCGGGGCUCACUCCCCGCGGGGUCUGCCCGCCCUAGCCCGAGGUCAGAGUUCACCGGCGCCUGGCCGGAGCGGGUUGGAGGGACCUUGUUCCCGAGUUGCCAUGGCUCAGGAAUAAGCCCGCCAGGAGGGGUAAGCGCGGAGAAGGAGAGUGCGCGCGGAGAGAGGAGUAAACAGCUGAAAUUGAAAGUGGAGGAGGAUAUUCCAAAAGAAAUACAUCCUUGGAGAAAAAAAAUCUGAUCUGAGAUCUCUUCGAGUUAAUAUUUCAGGACAGAGAUCAGAUAUUGACAUCAAGAAGCAGGUCCUGGAAUAGUUCCUGUUUAUUGUACCUGGAAGGAGCAGAACUUGGUUAAAUCAUCACACCUAGAGAUCAGCAAAGAAGAGUUGACUAUGAAGGAAUUGAUCAAAAUGCUGGAAGAAAAAGGUUUGCCUUUGCGGGAUUCUACCCUUCCACAAGUGAAAAACAUGAAGGAGGAGAAUAUGGUUUCUGGGCACCUGCUAUCUAGGCCUCAGGUCUUAGUGACAUUUGAGGAUGUGGCAGUGGACUUCACUCAGGAAGAGUGGAAACAGUUAGAUCAUGCUCAGAAGGUCCUGUACAGAGAUGUGAUGCUGGAAAACUAUAGGAAUCUACUCUCUUUGGGCUAUCGAAUUUCCAAACCUGAUGUGAUAUCUAAAUUGCAACAAGGAGAAGAACCCUGGAUAAUGGAGAGAGAAAUCCCAAGAGUCACCUGCCCAGACUGGGAAACUAGUCCUGGAAUCAAGAAGUCAACUGUAAAGCAGGAAAAAGAACUAUCCCAAGAAGCAAUGGUGGAAAGAUUUACAAGAAAUGGUCUUGGGUAUUCUAAAUUAGAAAAACCCUUUGAUUGGGAUAACCAGUUGGGGUUGCAUAAGAGAAUCCAGGAGAAACAAUUGAGGCAGAUGACUGUCAACCACAAGAAAGCUUUCACUGGGAAGGCCAGCCCUGAAUGUAAUGAAUUUGGAAUCAACUUUAAUCUAAGUUCAAUCCUUAUUUCAAAACAGAGAGUUAACAUGGGAGAUCGUAAAAUUCAUAAAGAUAGAAAGAUCUUCAAGCAUAAUUUAGAUCCAAUUAAACAUCAGAUACCAUUUUCAGGAAAGAAACAACGCUAUAAAUGUAAUGAAUGUGAGAAAGCUUUUAGUCAACAUGAACAGCUUAUUCAACAUCAGAAAAUUCAUCUUGUGGAGAAACCAUAUGAAUGUAAUGAAUGUGGAAAAGCCUUUAGUCGGAGUGCAAACCUUGUUCAACAUCAGAGAAUUCAUACUGGAGAGAAACCAUAUGGAUGUAAUCAGUGUGGCAAAGCUUUCAUCCAGCGUGCACACCUCCUUCAGCAUCACAGUACUCACACUGGAGAGAAACCUUAUGAAUGUAUUGUAUGUGGGAAAACCUUUAGCCAGAAUACACACCUUAGUCAGCAUCGGAGAAUUCAUACUGGAGAGAAACCCUAUGACUGUAAUGAAUGUGGAAAAGCCUUCCGUCAUCUUUCUUCCCUUACUCAGCAUCAGAGAAUUCAUACAGGAGAGAAGCCUUACAACUGUAAUCAAUGUGAGAAAACUUUCAGGCGAUGUACAGAGCUUACUCAACAUCUUAGAACUCAUUCUGGAAAUAAGCCUUAUGAAUGCGCUGAAUGUGGGAAAGCCUUCAGCCGGAGUACACAUCUUAAUCAACACCAGAGAGUUCAUACUGGAGAGAAACCCUAUGAAUGUAAUGAAUGUGGAAGAACCUUCAGCAGCAGGUCAUCCAUUGCUCAGCAUCAAAGAAUUCAUACUGGAGAAAAACCCUAUGAAUGCAAUGAAUGUGGAAAAUCAUUCACUCGAAGCACAAUACUUGUACAACACCAGAGAAUUCAUUCUGGAGAGAAACCAUAUAAAUGUAAGCAAUGUGGGAAAUCAUUUACUGACAAGUCAUCAAUUUUUCAACACCAGAAAUUACACACUAGAGAGAAGCCCUAUGAAUGCCAUGAAUGUGGGAAAUGCUUUAGUCAGAUUUCAUACCUUAUUCAACAUCAGAGAAUUCAUACAGGAGAGAAACCCUAUGAAUGUAAUUAUUGUGGGAAAGCCUUUGGCAAUAGAUCAUCCAUUAUUCAACAUCAAAGAAUUCAUACUGGAGAAAAGCCUUAUGAAUGUAGUGAAUGUGGGAAAUGCUUUAAUCAGAUUUCAUACCUUACUCAACAUCAGAGAGUUCAUACUGGAGAAAAACCUUAUAAAUGUAAUGAGUGUGGGAAAGCUUUCAGGUGGAGUACACACCUUACUCGGCAUCAAAAAACUCACGUGGAAGGGAAACUUGAUAAAUAUAAUUAACAAGUAUUCAUUAAGCACUAUUUAAGUAGCAAUUAUAUGUUUGUGGUAAAAUACAACUAUUAAAUAAGACAUGGUUCUUGCUCUAGAAGAGCUCACAAUCUAGAAGGGUAUGAUAAGUCUAAAUAGACAACAUAAAUUAGAAUGGGUUAAUAUCCUCUUUUGGUAUGGGGAGCCAAGGCAAUAGAGGCAUUAGGGUAUUAAUGGGCAGAUCUCAUUCAGGAAGCAUAAUCCGAGGGGCAGCUCAUCCAAGAUGGGGUGAGAAAAAAAUCAGAAAUUGUGAACGAGGUCAGAUCUACCUAGAUAAACAAAACCAAAAUGAUGAAAUAAGUACCAGGUAAGUAGGUAUUACUAGUAACUCAUUUGGAGGGAAGAGCUAAAAAUUGCCUAUUUAAAGCAGGUAAAAACUGAGACAAUGAUGGUGGACCUGGUGUCCUUGAUGAUGUGGUUUUAUGAGAUGCAUGCAUUCUAGUUUGGCAACUGCUGAAGAGUAGAGUUUCCUCCUCUGUUAAUAUUAAGUUUUCGGGAAUGUUGUCUUCCAACCUCAGCCUCCAAAAGACUUCCAUAUAUUUUCUUCAAAACAUAUUAUAAAUCUCUUGUUCCGAACUACUCAAAAUGAGGUUACCAAUUUUGGCACCAUAUGUGCAGGACCCUAUAUGCUUUUAUCUUUAACUCUAUUUAUCCCUUCAACUAGGUUCCAGUGCUUAAAUUGAGAAAGGAGAAGAAAUAUUGUACUACAUAUAUUGUAGAGGGAACUCCUAGGGCAGGAGAAACCUGUUUGAUCAUUGGUCUUGAAGUUACUUGUGGGUCUAGAGUUUUGACUCUUAUUUAUCCCUUCAACUAGGUUCCAGUGCUUAAAUUGAGAAAGGAGAAGAAAUAUUGUACUACAUAUAUUGUAGAGGGAACUCCUAGGGCAGGAAAAACCUGUUUGAUCAUUGGUGUUGAAGUUACUUGUGGGUCUAGAGUUUUGACAAAUGUUGAUUUUCUUCACAAAGGAUGUUGUUGACAUAAUGCUGCUGGUCACAUAGUUGGGGGAAGUAGGGCAAAGCUGCAUUAAAAGAACAUGAUGGUCAUCUAUACAUCAUGUUCAUUGCAAAAGACUUGGAAUAUUGUGGAACAAUUUUUAAAAGGCCCUUGAGAUGGUUUGAAAACUGAAGAAAUGUUUCAAAAGCAAAAUGAUUGUGCAUCUGCAAAGAAAACUUACAAAGAACUUUGCUUUGUUGUGCAUGCUCUGCUGCCCUGGAACCAUCUUGCUGAUUCAAAGCUCUUACAAUAAACUAAUGUGCAUUUUUCUGCUGGUAUUACAAGGAGCUGUGGCAGUAGAUGCCAGCAAGACUUAUGUAGAAUGAUUUUAUUCUAGAGAUCAUGAAAGAAUCAAAGCAGAACUCCUUGACUUCAUUAACAUAUGAAGAGCAGCAUAAAAUAGUGUUGUUAAGGAACUUUCUGGGUUCAUUCUAGCAAAUGCCCAUGAAGUAUCAGUCUUGAGAGAAAUAGGGCUAUUUAUUUCAUUGGAAGUUGCUUUCUGAUCUUCAAGAUAAACUUUUGCUUAUUUGCUACUAGGGCAAAGAUGAAAGAUGAGUAUUUUUUAAAAUAAGAUUUAUCUAGAGUUUGUAAAUUAUUUUAUUUUUUUUGUUCAAGUGAGCAGGAAAACAAGUAUUCAUUUAACUAUGGAUCAAAGUACAAACUGAAAUGAAUGAUUUUAGCCAACAAAUGUAUCCAUUGCUUACUUGAAAUCAGAAUGUCCUGGUUUCAAAUUCCACUUCUGGUACUAUAUAUAUAUAGAGAUAGCCUCUGAGGUCCUUUCCAGCUCGAAAUCUGGGUUCCUGUGAUCAUCCUACACUAUAUGGAAGACAUUAUUAGCAAAUGAGUUUCUGAUAAUCACCUCUGUGAGCUGAUCUAUAUUAAAAGCUUUCUAGAAGGAACUAAAAUGUAUAGAAAACCUAUGUGAGAAGUUUAGUUGUUUAACUGUGGUGUUUUGUCUUUCAGAGAGAAAUUACCUGAAAAAAUAGCUACCUCCAACUCCACUCAAGUUUAAGAGAUUGAACAAAUAUCUAGGGAUCUGAGUAAUGGCUAGGAGUCACUUUGUAUCAGUUAAUGCUGUAUAAAUAAAAUCUAGUUGGCUAGAUAUAUGGUAGGCUAAUAAUCAAGCUUGAGAGCUAAAUCAGAUGAAAAAGUUCUAUAGUCUAAAGUAGGAUUUAGGAAUUCCUAUGAGAGAAAUGGUAUUGUAUAUGAAUGAGGUUAUAAUGAAUAAGAAAUAAAUGAGGUUAGUAGUAACCAGCACUUUUUUUUUCUAUUUUAACCUCUGACUUUUGGAAAUUAGUGUUUAGGGUGGAAAAAAAAGGACACUAGCAUGCCUUGCCCUCAUCCCUUAGUCUGUUACAAUUAUGCUGCUUAUAAGUUCCAGUAAGUAUACUAAAAAAAAGGAAAAAAUUCUGUGAAAUCAAUUGAGGGAGAGGGAAUCUCUGGUUAACGUAAUCAAGGAUUACUUCAUGGAAAGGAGGCAGUAUCUGACAGCCUUAAAAGAUAUAUGAUAGGUAGAGGGUGUUAAGCUUCAAGAAACACUGGAAUACCUACUACAUGCAGGUACUUAAUGCCAACUUAUGGGAGACCUCCAAAGGUUUUAAGUAAAACUACUUUGCCUCAAAGAAGUUCACAGAAGUAACAUGAUCCAAGUCAGAUACAGAAAAGAGUAAGAUAGUUUCAGGGAUGGUGAGUCACCCAGUUUAACUGAAAUACAAUAUGUGAAAUGAUAAAAAGGGAGUUUGAAUCAGAUUGCAAAGGGCUUUGAAUGCCAGGCUAAGGAGUUUGGACUUAAUUUGUAGGAACGUAGUAUUCUUAAAAGGUUUUAGCGAUAGACUGAUACAAUCUGACCUUUGCAUUGGAAAAAUGAAUUAGGUAGUUGUAUGUAGGAUGGGUUGAAGUAAAGACAUUGCAGUAAUUUGGAUGAGUAGUAAUGAGGGUCUGAAGAAGUAAUACAGAUAGGAAUUGGUGGUUAAUUUGGACGUAUGAGAAAAGAGAGGGAUCUGUUCACACUUAAUAAAAUGGUGGUAAUGAGGGUCUGAAGAAGUAGUAAUACAGAUAGGUGGUUAAUUUGGAUGUGUGAGAAAAGGGAAGGAUCUGUUAACACUUAAUAAAAUGGUGAUAUUGACAACUUAAAUGUGAUUUAGCUCUCAGAACCUUCUAGGAUACAAACUGGGGGCACCUUCUAAAUCUAUCCUGUUGUGACCAGGCUACCUGCAGUAUCUUUUAUGCUCCUACAGACUGUUAUCUAUAUCCCUUAUAAUAUUCAGGGAAGGGCACAGGAUUUUCCCCUGCAAUGCUACUCCUAUAGGGGAUUAAAUCUCUUACUGAAGAUUCCUUCCUUGGUCUCCAGAUUUAUUCCUAGAUAUUUAUACUUUGUUAUUCUUUGGCCUACAGUAAGAUUAUAACUUAAAACUUUUCACACUGCCAUUAACUAAUAUAGUUAAAAUUUGGGGAAACUUUUAAGGAAACAUUAGAAAUUUCAGUGAAGAAUAGUUAUGAAAAAGAAGUGAAUAAAUGCAAUACUUCUUGGCAGAAGCUGUUAGCUUCUGAGCUUAUCUGGUUAUGGAUAAGAAAAGAAAAAAAAGAGAUUGAUUAGUAGCAUUUGAAAGGUGCUUCCUAAUUCCAGAUGCCAGAAAGGUUUUCUGAUCAAUUAAGAGUUGUCUGGAUUCCUUAACUAGAGCUAAUAGUACUUCCAGCUCCAUGCUCCUGAAUUUCUAAAUGAAUAAAACCCAACAUUUACCUUGUAAUUUCUUAUUUGUUGAAAACUUCCCUACAGUGGCAGCACCAUUGUUUAUAGAAAUGAGCUCCUUAUUGAAUGAAUAUUUUAUCACUGGACUUCUUUUUUUAAUGGAUCACUCUUCAAAUAUUUCUAAAAAUAGUAGGGCUCUGCACUUAACUAAUGGCUUGCCAUGUGUAAUCUCUUCCUAAGUCAAGGACUUCUAUCAGGAAUUCUGGAAGGUUAUGUCUUGCAGUCUGUUCUUGCCUUUGGACUUGAUUACAGAAUUAUCAUCCCAGAGUGAGUGUAACAUUCUGGUCACGGUAGAGGCUUUUGACUAAAACAGUAGGUUUCCACUGCUUCAUAACCAGUGUAAAUAGUCUUUCAGGAAAUCAUUUCAAGCCCUUUUCUAUGUUUUGUUUUCUUUUUAAUCAUGGACCAUAAUACAUUUUUAAAAAGAUUAUUGACUACAGACAAUUCUUUUUUCCAUCCUAUACAUUAAAUUUCAUCUUUCUACCAAAUACCACUCUUUAUCCCUUUCACCCUGCACCAACAGCCAGCUGGAGAGAACCAGCUUUACCUUGGGGCAUAUCUUCAGUAUUAUCAUUAGAACAAUUGUCUCUUAUUAGCUUUUGCUAAAAACCUGAGCAGUUCAUUCAUGUUUCUAUUCAGAACACUUACAGGUUUCAGUUCUUUUCCUCAUAUUUAACUCAUACCAUUAUUUCUGCAGUCAAAAACUACUUGGAUAAGUUGGAAGUUGCUUUAUUUCAGUUGCAAGAUCUCUUAGAGUCUGUCUAAUCAGUUAUUGACCACUUAACCCUCAGUGCUCUCCUAUUGGUUGGUUGCACACUCUGAAACUUUCAUAUUAUCUGACUCUCAGAAAGUAGAUGUCAGGAACAUUGGGUCUUUCUUAAUGUGAAUGGUGGCCUUCCAACUUAAGUAUCCUGCUGCCAUAUAUAUUUACCCAGCCUGAUAUCAGUCAUUCUUAAGACCCAAUGUCUCUAACCCUUGUAACUUCAUACUCAUACUAGGAUGUAGUUUUCACCUCUGGAAUCCACAUAAGCCUUUAUUUUAUGGCCUAUGGGUAUGGGAUUGGAGGAACUUGCACCAACACAUUUUGAAAGGGAAUCUGUGCCCCCCAAAAAGUGUAUGAGACAAAUCCUCGAUCAUAUAAAUCCACAGAAUUCAAGAAUGGAAAGGGAUUUCAUCCUUUUGGCUUUUGACAAAUCUUGCAUCCUGUACUUAUUGCAGACUCCUGCUUCUGUCACCAACUUCGGAUGGUUCACUUAGUUAUGCCUUGACCUACAGUUAUCAGUCAACUCAAUCUUUUCACAGACUUCUUUAUACAUUAGAGAUUUCAAUGAAGAAAAGCCAUGAAAAUGAAGGAAAAUCAUUAGAUUUAACCAGUCGUUAAAUACUCUGGAGCCUAGAUGUUAUUGUUCAUUAUUAAGUAUGGUUCAGAGAUAAAUGUGUUUAAUCUUCCCCACCCUUUUUCUUCUAUUUUCCUUCACUAAAGACACUAACUACUUAAAAGCAGCAGUGUACUGAUCUGAUUUCUCACUAAAUUUCAAUCUUCCUAAAAAUCCAUUUACAGAAAAUUGAGUUUUCAUAAUGAAAUCCAUAUAACAAAAUAUUUUACAGAAGAAUUGAAAUGAUAGUCCUUGUAUUACUUGAAAUGCUUCUGUAAAUUAAGAUUUUAUCUAGGAACAAUGUUAUAAUAGGAUGUCAUAUUUUUAACAGGGGCCCAAUUUAUAGAAAUAACAUACUUUUUUAGCUAUGUGGUAUAAAUAUGAUAUCAAGCUUUCUAACUGGUAAUUAAGUAAAUCAGUGAUGUUCUGUGUGGUUACUUUAUCCACUGACAAUAGAUCAAAAUAUCUUUAUUUACCUUAUAUAGCCUUUGUCUAUAUUUUCCCAUGAAUCCUGUGUUCUCUCAGCCUUACUUGGCUGUGGGAUUGACCAAGGACUGUGACUGAAUCUCCCAUGACUAGGGAGCAUUGUGUUGCAGUAACAAGAAAUUUGGUUUUGGAAGUUAAGGAUCUCUAUUUCUUUUUUAGCUUGACUACUUGCUACUUGGACAAUUGCUUUCAUUUCUCUGGGCCUCAGUUGCCUCAUUUUCUAAAGUGAGGGGGCUGAAUGCCCCUUAAGUAAUUCACCAAGUUUUUUUAAACUCUUAAUUUGUGAUCCUUUGUCACAGCCUCAUGAAUAUAAUCUGCCCAACUGGGCAGACCAAGAUGAGGAAACAGACUUUAACAACAAAAUCUGUUAGAGACUAGAAGCAAGAGUUGAAUUAUAUGAAUCAGGAAGACCACCAUUGGAGUAAUAAGUAUGAAAUAGAAUAUAAGACACAGAAACAUUUCUAGGGACUAGUAGAUUAGCAGUAAGAGCAAUUGGGAGCAAGUCAAAUGAAAAGAGAAAAUCAAGUGAAAAUUCAAAUACUAGAAAUCCUGACAAGAUAAACCUUAACAAAAAAUUCAUGCAGAACUUUCCAAGUUCUGCAAAUGUCAUAUGUAUGAUAAAUCUUUCCCUCUUGUUCCAGUAAGGGUUAUCAGUCCACUAUAUGAGCUUCCUCCCAAGAAAAAAUGAGGAGGCCAGGGCUUGGUGGAAUUGUACUGGUUCAAGGCUUUUAAUUAGGAAACAGAAAAUUACUAAGUCAUUUCCCAGAAUGUUUUCAUCUAAAUCAUAUUCUUCUUCCUUACCUCUAUCAUGUGUUGGAGAGAGCCUUCGUACUAUAGGCUCAUAGAAUUAGAAAUGGGUCUUGGGGCCACAAGCACAGACAUUGAGAGCUGUCAAAAGGGCAAACCUGCAUUUAUGUGUGUUCAGCCUGCAAGACUUGAAUUGAACUUGGGAGUUCCAAUGAAUAUCCAGUGGAUACCACCUACAUAAUAUGGAAGGGAUAUAAGAUCUGGUAUCCACUGUUAUUAUUAAAGAUCUGUCCAUGAAGAGAUUAGUCAUAUUUAAUUCCUUAAAUGUAUGAAUUCUGUAGCUGUCAGCCUACCAUUUAAAUGAAGCUUUGGCAUCUUUCAAUUUUUUGGUCACUCUAGGCUAUUUUCCAUUCCUCAAAGUUGAAUUUUGGAUAUGGAAUUAGUGGACAGAAGUUCUGGUUGGUAAUUGGAUUGUGACAAGCAAUGGAGGAGUUAAUUAUUUUAAAAAAAGUCUAGUGAUUUAUUACUAUCAUUAAAAGAGCAGUACACUUAUCUAAAAAGUAAAUUCAAAACUAUAAUUAGUUUUAAUUGAAUUGUCCAGGAUAUACCCAAUGAGUUUGGCCUGAUUUCUUAAUUCUGGUAUACAUGAUUAGAGAAGAUUCUCAUUUGGAUUUGUCAAGUUCUGUGAUCAUUUAGGACUAUUUUCAACAUGAGUGCAUGGUUAAAUAAGUGUCCUCUUUAUGUCACUGGUUACUAUAUGUAUACUUGUGUGCUAUGAACAACAUAGGGUUUGAUGGAUGAUUAUUAUCUGUGGCCUUUGAUUUGGAUGACCAUUGAAUUAUUUCUUGGCCCACCAUGAAGCCUGAAUAGGUGCUUUCAACAUUACCAAACAAUAAAUUGGUCAUCCAGCAGAGGAGAGCCUAGUUUGGUAGACUGUACACUUCUGUUACAGGAGGAAGAAGUUUAAGAUCUUGCCACAAGAGCAUGCUGCCCUGAAGAGCAGGAAUCUUGGUAUACAUGGAAUAACAAAACAGUUAAAUCAAUUUGAAGCUGCUUGACCCUUUUCCAAAGAAAAUCAAAGCUUGCUGGCAUCUGGGAUGCUAUACUGUCCAUUUUGUUGGCUAAUAUUUGAAGAACUGAAGGAAUUUUAACCCCUGAAAGACCUUAUAUUGUCAUACUUAUCCAGAUAAUCAGUGUCAUGGAGAAGCCAUAAUCGGGAAGGGGGCUUUUUUCUCAUUUUAUGUGCUUGUUAGCACUCAUUGGCCUAGGAGUCAGGUCUGAUCUCAUUGGACAGUUUCAAAGUUGAAUCGUACCUUAUCAGGGAGGAAGUUCCUUGGAUGGAUGGGGCUCUGAAUCUUAACCUGGAUGGUGGUGAACAGGGCAGAAAAAAUAUGACGCAGUCCUUGUUUUGACCAUCAGCCUAAGGAGCAAAGAUAUUCCCAAUGUGAUGAUGUAUACAGUGGGAAAGCUAGUUCAGAGGUCGAAGUGAUGAUCUUCAUGAUAAUGGGACCAAUUUGUAUCACUUUUUUUGACAAUGGCACUAGUUUCUACCACUGUCUUUUGGGUGGGGACAAUUCCCUUGUUAUGGAUUUCCAGGGAAAUCACAAGCUUGGUAGUUAUUGACUUCAUGGAGUUUCCUAAAAGAAGCCUUUACUCUGAUACAGAAUUAUUAAAACUCAUUUGUAAUGCUCAAUGCUUAUCACAUAUUCUGUUUUUUUAUGUCUAUAACAUACAAAUGUUGAAUUUGGCCAGUUGAAUUCUAGCCAGAUAUUUUCUUUAUUAGCUGGGAACCUAACCUGAUGGAUUAUUUAUCUUUCUGGGCAGGUUUACUCCAUCCCACACCCCCCAAAAAGGUAUAAACUGCCUCAACUAAUGGGUAAAGAAUAGAAUUUGAGAGAACCGAUCAUUGCCCCAGAUUCCAGAAAGACAGUAGAAGUUAUCUAUGGGGUGGACUAACAAAUAUGCUCAACCAAAAACUGCUGGCUCUUUAAAUUUCUGGCCUUGAAAUCCAAUUAAUUCAAAGUUUCCUAAAGUCCACUGAACAACAAAGAGACCAUCACCAAAGCACCACUCUUAAAUAAUAUUAAAUGAAUGACAUAUCUUUGUUGCAUUGUUUCUGUUUUUCAAAUUUGUAAUAAAUUUUGUAAGAUUUGAACCAGAAACUUAAAUAUUACUGAACUGAGACAAAUUGUUCCCACAAGUCAAGAGUUCUGAAGUUUCCAAAAGUGGAAAUAAAUCAGAUGUGUAGUAUAAGUGGAACUGAGUGGGAGUUAAGGCCCCUUUAGCACCCAACCAUCCAUAGUUUUCAGUGGUAUGGCACCUUGUUUGCUGUUCCCCCUAAGUCCAUGGGAAGGAAGGAGAGGGAAAAAAAAAAUUUGUUGAUUCCAUUUCUAUGUAAAACUAUGCUAAAUUCUAAGGAUAUUAAUAAAAACAAGGGAAUAUUGCUCUGAAGGAGGCUGGUUUGUAAUGGAGGAAGACAAUACACCAAAAAUUGAUGAGGGUGAUUGGAUGGUCCAGGAUAAAGAAGCCCCAGGUCCUGAGGCAAUUUACAGGAUGAGACUGCAACUGAGACAUUGCUUUAAAAUCUGAAAAGUUAAGAACGAAGUCAGGAAGGAACUAGGGUAGUUAAAACCCAAGACAUUAGAAUGUUAUUAAAGAAGAGUUCAAGUUUGUGUGAUGAGAUUGAUCGUUGCUUACUCUAGAGAGGAAAUGGGAGCAAGACUAUUAAAACAAGAAAAGCUUAUAAACAAAUUCUGUAAGUCUUUGGAGAGGUGCCCAAAGUUGCCUAAUGUGUUAGAAAAAUAGACAAAAGUUUCUACAUUUGAGAGUACCUGCACUUACAGGUAAAAUCGAACCUAGCAAGAUCUCAGUGAUGAGGUCUAUGACUUUUCACCUAAUCCAUUAUAUCUAACCACUCCAGUUCACCUUCAUGCUUCAUCUAGCACCUACUAGAAAAUUAGGACCCACCUUAUCCUAAUUCUACACUUUGCUCUGGGAAAACGGUAUUCCCAUUGUCCACAGAAAAGAUAUGGCAAUUGACUGGUUCUAGGCACAAUCUUUAUAACUCUCCACAUCAGAAUUCCCCUCUUUCCUAACCUACCACUUUCCUAAUGUUUUCUUCCCCUAUUAAAAUGUAAGCCUAUUGAA
Molecule: messenger RNA, 12330 nt
Organism: Sarcophilus harrisii (Tasmanian devil)
Lineage: Eukaryota; Metazoa; Chordata; Mammalia; Dasyuromorphia; Dasyuridae
Product: zinc finger protein 883
Exons: 6
Coding region: 880-2805 (641 amino acids)
Biological process (GO): negative regulation of transcription by RNA polymerase II
Molecular function (GO): DNA-binding transcription repressor activity, RNA polymerase II-specific; RNA polymerase II cis-regulatory region sequence-specific DNA binding
Source: RefSeq, a predicted model, not a curated record